AUGCUCGUCGGCAGGAGCAUCUCUACAGCUUCCCACCUGCUUUCUCACUUAGCUAAGCAGGAACCCUACAGCGCUGCUCUGGAACAAGUGCUGGGAAGACUCCUGGACGAGAGGUGGCAGCGGGUGCUCUGGAAUCAUCGAGUGUGGCCGUCCCUGGACGUGCCUCAGUGGCACUGCAACGCCGUGCAGCUCCUGACCAGAGUGCUGCUCCGUGCCCAGCUCGUCUCACGUUUGCUGAUAAACAGCUUCAUGCUGUGGCUGCACUCCCCCUCGCAAAACCUGCAACUCACGGCGCUGGCUUUCUUCGCAGAGGUGGUGAAGGACCCGCCAGCUGAGGGGAAGCAUCUCCUGAAGCCCCUGGUGUGGGUCUUCCUGGAGAAGCUGAAGAGUCCGAGCCGUGCUGUGAAGCAGAUGGCAGCGAGAGGCCUGGGCCGUGCUGUCAGUGGCUUGCCCAAGAAGUUUCGAAGGCACAAGAGGAACAUCAUGGAAGCACUGGGGCGUGAAAUGGAGAAGGUGGACUGUCCUGGGGUGGCUGCGGAGAGCAUGUUGGCCCUGGAAGAAAUAUUUGCAAAUCAGACGGCGAAGGGCUCGGGCAUGGCCUUCAAAAGCAUCGCCCGCUCCACCAGGAAGUUCUUCGAUGCCGAGCAAAAGGAGCUUCGUUUUGCGGCCUUCCAUCUCUACGCGGCCCUGGCUGCUGGCGCCAAGGGCGAUCUCACCACGUUCUUCAGAGCAGAAGUGGAGCAGACGUUGGGCAGACUCUUCCUGCACCUCCAGGACCCCAGCUAUGCAGUAUCCACCGCUUGCAAGACAGCCCUCUACAGCUGUGCUCCUUUUGUUGAGCCAAAGGGGCUGCAGGUGGUCGUCAUGAAUUCCAUCGGGUGCAGUGGGGCAGAGCUGCAGCGCGAUGUCUACUCUUACCUGGAGACAGCUGCUCCCGAGCUGCUGAAGAAACUGAAGCACCAGCAGGAGUCACCACAGGAGACGCGCUUCACAGAUGCCACUCUCCACGUCCUUGAAGCCAGCGUGGAGCACCAAGAGAGCACAACGCAUGCUGAAGACAUCCCAGAGCAUGCAGAAGAUCUCUCGGGGGACACAGAAGACAUCCCCGAGCUUUUAGAGGCCUGAAUAAAAGUCCAGAGAGCACAGCGGGUGCAGACCGGGUCCUUCCCAGGGUGGUGUUGGUGGGAGCUGGGGCCGGGCAGCGCUGCCUGUGCAAGCCUCUCAGCACUGGUGGGAUGGGGAGGGUCAUGGCCAAAGCACCAGUACUCUGAUCACCCCCAUCCAUGUCCAAAUGUAGUCACAAGGCUGGGAAAAACAAGAAAACCUUGAAGAAAACUGGGAGGCCUGUAGCUUGUGUAGUCUUUCAGCCGAAAGAAAGAGACAGGUAGCCUUGAGCUAGCAGAAGCAAGGAAGGUAAGGGAUAAAAGGGUCAAAAGAAGAAGGAGAAAGCCAGCUCCAGACUGGUUUUCUGACUAGAGUUACCUUUUGCUCGUAAAGGGGCAUUAACAUAUGUUAAUGUGGGAUUUGGUGUCCCUCCCUCCACCGCUGCUCCUUUGUCAUGAGCAAACUCAGUGGAGAUAGCUUAGGUGAGCUAAGAUAGCCAAUCAAAAGUAACCAAAGAGAGGGUUUUCACAAGUUUGCUGCGUACAGAUUAUGGUGAUUGGAGUCAGAGGCGUGCUUGCUUUGAGAAAGAUCGCCAAGCACCUGACUCUGCAGAGUUAUAGGAUUCCUUAUUGAAUUAAAGGGCCUUCGUGUGGAUUCUGACUCGGUGUGCCUA
Molecule: messenger RNA, 1777 nt
Organism: Anas platyrhynchos (mallard)
Lineage: Eukaryota; Metazoa; Chordata; Aves; Anseriformes; Anatidae
Source: RefSeq, a predicted model, not a curated record